Messenger RNA from Acytostelium subglobosum LB1, 2907 nucleotides. RefSeq lists its product as hypothetical. The transcript is spliced from 8 exons. The annotation marks the transcript as partial. NCBI's taxonomy places the organism in Eukaryota, Evosea, Eumycetozoa, Acytosteliales, Acytosteliaceae. The record is from RefSeq and is a predicted model, not a curated record. Gene Ontology annotation, molecular function: protein binding.
AUGUUUACUGUCAACAAACCAAAGUUUAGGUUCAAUCUCAUCCUAAUGGAUGAGGGCGAGUACUACUUUGAUGAUUACAGCGCAGUCUACUAUCCCUCUGCAGACACAGACGAAGAGUCAUGGGCCAAGAGGAUAAAGGGUAGGAUAUUGGUAUGCUCACAUUCGAUCUUCUUUGAGCCCGAUGAUAUAAAGUUCCCAAUUAUGAAGUUCCCCUUCAAAGAGAUGGUCAACAUUGAUCAACUAGGAUCCAAUCCCAACAACCUCUAUCAGAAGCGUCAUCCACUCUCAAUCCUCGCCAAGACAGAUCUAUUCUAUAUUCAAACCAAUCAAGUCAUUGAGAUGAAGGAUAACAAUGUCAAUGCUCCAUACCUCUUCCAAAAGGUUAACAAAGCAAUGUUCAAGUUCUCACUCAACUACGUCAAUCUCGACUUGAUCCUUGGCAAUAUGAGGGACUUCUUGACGUAUGCACGACAGGAUCGACAGGACCACGAGCGAUUGAUAAAGAGUCUGAUAGAGGAUCGUGAGAGUAGACUACAGCUGGACUACAGUCUUUUGGUCGAUAUGAACGAGCGCAAUAUAUUGGAGACGAAAUGUUGUAAGAUAUCACCGUUGGUACAGAACCCCGGUAGAUUCCUCGUGACCAACGCACGACUCUACUUCCAACCAAUGAACAACAUUGAGUCGCAACGAAUCAAUCACUUCAACCUGGACAGCGUCAUCAAGAUACUCAAGAGACGUCACUCCCUUCGCGAGACUGGUCUCGAACUAUUCUUUGACGAUGAGACAUCAAUAUUCUUCACAUUCAAGAAUAUUCAAAUAAGGAAUGAGGUUUAUAAUGUGAUGACUGGCGAGCUGUGUAAGAAUAUACCUCAUAUUAAUGAACAGAAGAACUAUUUGUUGAAGUGGCAGAAUGGAAUCAUAUCAAACUAUGAGUACUUGAUGUACUUGAACAGCUUGGCAGGCAGGACCUACAACGAUCUGACGCAGUAUCCAGUGUUCCCAUGGGUGAUCAGUGACUACACGAGCAAGGAGCUCGAUUUGGCCAACCCAGCCAUCUACCGUGACCUCUCAAAACCGAUUGGUGCACUCAACAAACAACGUCUGGCCACCUUCCAAGAACGCUACCAUCACAUUCCAGAAAACCAGCCCAAGUUCCUCUACGGCACUCACUACUCUGCGCCAGCCUAUGUAUUAUACUACCUCGUUCGACAAGCACCCGAGUACAUGUUGAGACUGCAGAAUGGAAGGUUCGACUCACCAAACAGAAUGUUCCACUCACUGGAAGAGACAUGGCACAGUGUCUACAAUAGCACGGGAGAUGUUAAGGAGUUGAUCCCAGAGUUCUACGAACCAUCAGAUCGUGGCGAGUUCCUGCUGAACUGUGAGCACCUCCAGCUGGGUGUUAGACAAGAUGGCAAAGCCAUCAAUGAUGUUAUAUUGCCUCCAUGGGCCAAGGACCCAAAUGACUUUAUUAUAACGAUGAGGAAGGCAUUGGAAUCGGAAUAUGUAUCACAGAACUUGCACAACUGGAUCGACUUGAUAUUUGGAUUCAAACAACAGGGAGACGAAGCGAUCAAGGCCAACAACCUAUUCUAUCAUUUGACGUACGAGGGCAGUGUGGACAUCGAGUCUAUAACCGACCCCUUUGAGCGACAGGGCCUCGAGGCACAGAUCAAUGAGUUUGGUCAGACACCUCGCCAACUCUUCAAGACGCCGCAUCCACAGCGUCUGCCUCUGGCCAUGCGCAACUAUAAUCUCACAAUGAGUGAGUCAUCGCAGAGCUCAUUCAACAACCUCUCAUUCAACGUGGACGACAGUGGCAGUCUGAAUAGCUCGACCAGUUCAUUCCAGUUUGGUGCCGGUGGCAAUGGAUCAGCACAAAACUCUUCGUCAGACACACUCAAUCAAUCAUUCGGUCAAAUGAACAUGGGAGGUGUUGCCGGCAAUGGAUCACAGCAUCAACAGUCCAACAACCGUGCCGCCUCCCCAGUGACCAUCAGGAACUGGGGUGCACUUACUGGACUAACUCUCAAGAAUUCAUUCAAGAAUCACAAGGACAAGGUGACAUCAUUAUAUCUCUCAGAGAAUGGUGACAUUAUAUAUUCAGUGUCACAGGAUGCUUCACUAAAGAUAUACUCAUCGCAAGAGAAGAAACAGAUACGAUCACUCAACCUUUGUGAGCUGGCAUUGUCAUCCUGUCAACUGUCAAGUGAUGAGAAGCACAUUGUCAUUGGUUCAUGGGAUAACAACAUAUAUAUUUAUUCAGUUGCUAAUGGUAGUAUACAGGAUACACUCAGUGGACAUGAUGACGCUGUAUCUUGUUUACGAAUGAACAAUGAGUAUCUGGUGUCUGGAAGCUGGGACUCAACGAUCAAGGUGUGGAAGGUGAUGCCAUCGUCAGUGGGCAUCAGCAUUGGCAAGGUGCCAGUGGCGGACUUUAUCGACGCCGAGUCCGAGAUUCGUUCAAUUGACAUCAGUCCCAACGGACAGAUGUGCAUUGCCGGCGCGGAAGACGGCACCAUCUUCCUGUACGACCUGCGCCAGCUGAGCCUGAUCAGCAAGAUCCACUCAUACUCUGGCGCCGUCACCUGUGUGCGCUUCACACCCGACGGCCAGCGUUACAUCGUCUCGUGCAGCGACGGCAGUCUCCGAAUGAUUGGCGUUGAGGGCUCCGAGAUCUUUAGCGGCUUCAUCGACGAUCAGAUCAACUGUCUCGACACGGACGGCUCGUCCAUGUUGGUGGGAUGCGAGCGAGGACUACGUCUCUGGUCGCUGGCCAGUGGCACCGAGCUCAAGGACUUCUCGUCUGUCAAUGAUGAACCCAUCCAAUCGAUCAAUGUUUCUCAGAGUGGCAAGACGACCAUCCUCACUGGAACCAGCAAUGGUGUAAUCCACAUGUGGGAUACA